Molecule: messenger RNA, 1842 nt
Organism: Porites lobata
Lineage: Eukaryota; Metazoa; Cnidaria; Anthozoa; Scleractinia; Poritidae
Source: the annotation of a GenBank genome assembly
AUGAUGCCUUGGAUGAAGAGUGGGGAAGCAAGUGAUGGUGAACCAGAUCUUGAAAAGGGAAACGAAAGUCAGCAAGGUUGCUUUGACACUAUCACUGACAACUUAAUUACUGAAUUUUACGACUACAUGAUUGACGUAGAUGGAGGUUAUCGUAAUGUUAAAAUAGCACAGCAAUACAAGUCUCAAGUGAAAAGUGUCAUUCGCACCUGCACAGCGAAUUCGACACAGGACGAUAAACAAAAACAAUCCGGCCCUGCGAUUUACUCGCUUUUGACCCCUGGAAAAGUUGGAGCAAACAUUUUGAAGUCAUGGCUUUCCUAUGCGGUCAACAAGUACCGACCAGGAACUGUUAGGUCCUACUUGAUGAGUCUGCGCCAGUUUUACAAAUUCUUAAUCCAAGAGGAAAAGUCCAUACCGGAAGUAUCCCUGGACUUGCUUAACGCUCGCACAGAUCUCAUGACGUCAUGGUCAUCUGCACAAAAAAAGAACAUCUUAAAGAGGAAACUAGAGAAGUACGAUGAGGAUUAUCGGAAAAUUCUCUCAAGUGAAAGCCUUGACAAGAUUUGCCAUGGAAAUCAGCGCGUGAACGCUGUUAAGCAAUUGGCGGCAACCUCUGAAAACACACAUCGUGGUGAAAUUAUCAUGAGGACUAUCAGUGACAAAUCGCACUGUGAAGUGAGGGACUGGUUAAUGACACGAAUGCUGAUUGAUAAUAGUGGCAGAAGUGGGGUGGCAGCCAAAAUGACUGUUGCCGAAUUUAAUGAGGCUGUUCACUACCAGGGUACAGAAGAGGACCCGGCACGGUUCAGGGUACAUGUUAAAGAUCACAAGACAGCUAAAGUGUAUGGGCCGGCCGUCGUUUGGAUUUAUGAAGACCUGUAUCACCUCAUAGACAUGUACAUAAGAACAGUGAGGAGUCAGUUCGUUCUAUCAGAUUCUAGUGUAGAGUGCGUAUUUGUUUCAAGCAAUGGAAUUGCCCUGACUUCGUCUCAGGUUUCAACAGCUAUCGCGAGAACCUUUGAAAGAGAAGGUGUUAAAGUCAAGGGAAAGGUCUGCGCGACAACAAUUCGAAAGUCCCUUGCCACUGGGAUGCACGUCCACCUGCCUGACCAGAAGGAACACCUAGCUGCCCUUGCCCAACACAAAGUACAAACGCAGGCAAAUUACUAUCGCAUCCACGACAAAAUAAACGAAACUGACUUGGGACGACGAGCAGUAAAGAACCUCGUUUCGCUAAAGAAAGAAAAAUCUGAGCCUGAAACGAAGGGCGAAAUGAAAACACCCGCGCUUUGGACAGCUGAUGAGACUGAGAUGCUAAGAAAGCUUUGUAAAGAAGAAAUCGAAACGGGGCUCAUCGAUGAGCAAAAUAUUAAUAAAAAGCUGGAAGAAACAAGCUUGUUCCAAACUCAUUCUUUCAAGGCUGUCAUUCUGAAGCUUCGCCGCCUAAGAGACGCGUUCAUGGAGAAUGUGGAACCUCCCUGCCAUGAAGUAACAACUCAAGACAAGAUUACGAAUUACCUGGCAAAAUGCCAAUCAGAAGUUGCUUCGACAUCGCAAGCAGAGUCAACUUCAACCGAGAAUUCUCGUUUUUGGAGGAAGUUCACCGAUGAACAAACAGGGCAUCUGAUCUCCCUAACCUAUGACAUGUUGAAGUGUAACAACAUAAAAAGAGAGGUCGUAUGGCAGAGGGUGGUGAGUGAUCCAAGGUCGGUGGAGAUUGGCCUCAUAACCGGCACAGAAAACGAAGAGGAAAUCCACAAAGCUAAGCAGCGGUUGAAUGACAAAGUGAGACAAGAAUUCAAAAAAGGAAGCUGGAAAAAGAAAAAGGAAACCGUGCGAUAA